Neofelis nebulosa (Clouded leopard) is the source of this 5149-nucleotide messenger RNA. It is a transcript of the gene LOXL4, whose product is annotated as lysyl oxidase like 4. Gene Ontology annotation, cellular component: membrane. Gene Ontology annotation, molecular function: protein-lysine 6-oxidase activity; copper ion binding. Bases 320 to 2596 code for a protein of 758 amino acids. The transcript has 15 exons. Gene Ontology annotation, biological process: peptidyl-lysine oxidation. NCBI's taxonomy places the organism in Eukaryota, Metazoa, Chordata, Mammalia, Carnivora, Felidae. The record is from RefSeq and is a predicted model, not a curated record.
GGACUUCCCGGGCCAUAGGCGUGUGAACGCCCGCUGCGCGUUGGCCCGCGGCCCGGCGGGGGGCGGGGGGCUCAGGGCCAAGGGGCCGACAGGGCCGGGCUCCCGCGUCGACAGGGCCGCCCGGGGGCGGGGCCUGUGGGGCCUCCUCCGCGGGCGGCCGGGUGGGGGGCGCCCGCGGGCAGCAGCCGGAUAAAAAGGCCCCAGGGCGCCCAGGGAGACCCGUAAGCGCUGCUCGGCCGCGGAGUCCGGCCCCAGCCCCAGCCCGACCGUCCGUGCUCCAGCUGGUGCCUUGGCCCCAGCUGCCCUUGAAGUCACCACGAUGUGGUCCCUACCAGCUGCCCUCUCCCUGCUCAUGCUGCUCCUGCUCCUGCUCCAGGCCCCUCCUUGCAGGCUACAGUCACUGGGCACCACGAAGCUACGGCUGGUGGGCCCAGGGAGCAGGCCAGAGGAGGGCCGCCUGGAGGUGCUGUACCAGGGCCAGUGGGGCACUGUGUGUGACGAUGACUUCGCUCUCCAGGAGGCCACGGUGGCCUGCCGCCAACUGGGCUUUGAAACAGCCUUGACCUGGGCCCACAGUGCCAAGUAUGGCCAAGGGGAGGGACCCAUCUGGCUGGACAAUGUGCGCUGUAUGGGCACAGAGAGCUCCCUGGACCAGUGCAUGUCCAACGGCUGGGGUGUCAGUGACUGCAGUCACUCGGAGGACAUUGGGGUGGUGUGUCACCCCCAGCGCCAGCGUGGCUAUCUUUCUGAGAGGGUCUCCAAUGCCCUUGGACCCCAGGGCCGGCGGCUGGAGGAGGUGCGGCUCAAGCCCAUUCUCGCCAGCACCAAGCGGCAUAGUCUGGUGACCGAAGGAGCAGUGGAGGUGAGGUACGAGGGACACUGGCGGCAGGUGUGUGACCAGGGCUGGACCAGGAACAACAGCAAGGUGGUGUGUGGGAUGCUGGGCUUCCCCAGCGAGGCACCUGUCAACAGUCACUACUACAGGAAAAUCUGGAAUUUGAAGAUGAAGGACCCCAAGUCUAGGCUGAAGAGCCUGACACAGAAGAAUUCCUUCUGGAUCCACCAGGUCAACUGCCUGGGGACAGAGCCCCACAUGGCCAACUGCCAGGUGCAGGUGGCUCCAGCACGGGGCAAGCUGCGGCCAGCCUGCCCGGGUGGCAUGCACGCUGUGGUCAGCUGUGUGGCAGGGCCCCGCUUCCGCCCUGCGAAGGCAAAGCCUGGUCGCAAGGAAUCCUGGGCAGAGCAGGAGCCGAAGGUGCGCCUCCGCUCUGGGGCCCAGGUGGGUGAAGGCCGGGUGGAGGUGCUCAGGAACCACCAGUGGGGUACAGUCUGUGACCACGGAUGGAACCUCCUCUCCGCCAGCAUUGUGUGUCGUCAGCUUGGCUUUGGCUCUGCUCGGGAGGCCCUCUUUGGGGCGCAGCUGGGCCAAGGACUGGGGCCCAUCCACCUGAGUGAGGUGCGCUGCCGGGGGUAUGAGCGGACCCUCAGUGACUGCCCCUCCCUGGAAGGGUCCCAGAAUGGUUGUCAACAUGAGAAUGAUGCCGCCGUCAGGUGCAACGUCCCUAACAUGGGCUUCCAGAAUCAGGUGCGCCUGGCCGGUGGGCGCAGCCCUGAGGAGGGUGUGGUGGAGGUGCAGGUAGAGGUGAACGGAGUCCAGCGCUGGGGGGCCGUGUGCAGCGAUCACUGGGGGCUCAGCGAAGCCAUGGUGGCCUGCCGACAGCUCGGCCUGGGUUUUGCCAGCCACGCAAUCAAGGACACCUGGUACUGGCAGGGGACGCCGGGGGCCGGAGAGGUGGUGAUGAGCGGCGUGCGCUGCUCAGGCACAGAGCUUGCCCUGCAGCAGUGCUCGCGGCACGGGCCGGUGCACUGCUCCCACGGUGCGGGGCGCUUCUCGGCCGGAGUUUCCUGCACAGACAGUGCUCCGGACCUUGUGAUGAAUGCCCAGCUGGUGCAGGAGACGGCUUACUUGGAGGACCGCCCGCUCAGCCAGCUGUACUGUGCCCACGAAGAGAACUGCCUGUCCCAGUCUGCCGACCUCAUGGACUGGCCCUACGGGCACCGGCGCCUCUUGCGCUUCUCCUCACAGAUCUACAACCUGGGCCGGGCUGACUUCCGUCCCAAGACAGGCCGCCACAGCUGGAUUUGGCACCAGUGCCACAGGCACUACCACAGCAUUGAGGUCUUCACCCACUAUGACCUACUCACUCUCAAUGGCUCCAAGGUGGCUGAGGGGCACAAGGCCAGCUUCUGCCUGGAGGACACAAAUUGCCCCACAGGACUGCAGAAGCGCUAUGCGUGUGCCAACUUUGGGGAGCAGGGAGUGACUGUCGGCUGCUGGGACACCUACCGGCAUGACAUUGAUUGCCAGUGGGUGGACAUCACAGAUGUGGGCCCUGGGAAUUAUAUCUUCCAGGUGGUUGUGAACCCCAAAUACGAGGUGGCAGAGUCUGAUUUCUCUAACAACAUGAUGCGGUGCCGCUGCAAGUAUGACGGGCACCGGGUCUGGCUGCACAACUGCCACACAGGAGAUUCUUACCGAGCUAAUGCAGAGCUCUCCCUGGAGCAGGAGCAGCGUCUCAGGAACAACCUCAUUUGAGGCCAUCACUGCACACUUCCGGCUGCUGCCCACACACCAGAUACCUCAGCUUAUUGGAGCCAUGCCCUUCACAGAGCCCUAACUCAGAAGGAAAGGGGCCAGUGCCAAGUGGCACCAAGAACUGCUCAGGAAGCCCUUCGAUGGCAAGAUCAUCAAACGAAAAUGGUACUGCUCCCUCAGGAUGACUCUGGGCCUGUCCUGUAAAGGCCUUUGGUCUACGGUCUGUGGCCUCUAGGCUUUGUUCAGAUGAGCUGCUCUUCCACAAGGAGACCCCAUCUUUCCCGGAUCUUGCCCCAGUGUUCUUGGCUCAGGAGCAAUCAGUUCCUUAGAGAUGGGCUGUGACCCAACCCCCCAUUUAAACGGUGCUUUGCAAAAGUCUUGGAGUAGAGGACGAAGGACAGAAAUACACAGGAGGCAGGGUUAGCUCUGCGAGAAGCUCAAAGCAACACAACUUGUGUCAAAGUCACAACUGGCAGAGAAGUUGAUGAAUUGAAUCCCUUGUUUGAUCUGCGCUCAUUUAGAACUCACCUGUCAUUCUAAGAGUCUGCUCUAGUGCCUUUAGCUUUAUCCUACUGCACAUAUGGGUGUUUCUAAUAUCCUGGAAGCUUAGGCCUCAGGCAUCCCCUUAUCUCCUGAUGGGCCAACACCACCAAUUACUGAGUGCUUGAGAAGGGGCAGGACUUGCAGAAGUGGCCAGAUAGGGUCUUCCUACAGAGCAGCAAGAGAAGUCCAAGCAGAAAAGCUGCUGCGAUAACAUGGACCCCGGCCCGUGCCAGGGCCUCUGCCAAGGAGAAAAUAUGCCAUACACCUGGCAGGCAAUCCAAUCUCCCUCAAGAUCACUGUGCAUCUCAGGACUUGCCUCAAUUUCAGGUCUCAACCAAGUUUCUGGAGUGAACUUUGCAUGGAAUAAGUUAGAUACACGUUAAGAGAUGAUCCUUACAGAUCUGAUGCCCUAGUGCCAAUAAAGGUUGCUCAGUAUGGACAGCUACAAAGACAAGACUGGCUAUAUAACUCUUUGGGGUCCCCAGCCCAUGAAAUCUAACCUUUUCCACUCUUGCUGAGCUGGUGACUAGUACAUGUGGGGCACACAUACUACUCACAACAGUCCCACCACACUUCUCUGAUAUCAGCCUUUGAUGUUAGCAGACUAUAGUCUGCUUCCCAAUUCUCUCCCCAGGCUCAGGGCUGAAACGUGGGCUGGAAAGGUUAAGGGACAAAAGGGAGGAGGCAAGAAGGAAAAGCCCAAGGACCGUAAACUUUUACAACUGAGGCUGCAAAGCUGAAAUGAACAGUAGCAGAUGGGGCAGAUUUACAACAGUACACCCCUCCCCAUGGCAUGUGAGUUAUCCCCUCCCUCCUUACGGGGUAAAAAGGGACAUGAUCUUGAGCUAUCCUCUCUGAAUACAAAGAAGUGCUUUCUUCCCCCUUCUCUUCUACCUUCUCCACUCCUUCAUCAGGCAAAGGGAGCAUUAUAUCUUGGCAUGGCAGUUUAGGUAAACAAGGGAAGGACUGAUUUCCUGUUGGAUCCAGCAAACCUCUCCCAAACAGUAAAAACAUUAUACUCGCACAUGCAGCUAAUGGUCUGUGAAAGAAUGUGCAGCUCAUGGGGGAGCGUGUGGCGGCUGAUGACUAGACUCAGGCAGGGAGGUACCCACCGCUUCUUCCUGCAUCCAGUUGCCGAAAGGGCCAGAAGAAGCGGGACAGGCAGCCAGCCACUGGCUCCGGUCUCAGUCUUGCUGGCCACAUCACACACUUGAUAGGUGCAGCCCGUUCUAAUUCUUGGAAAAAGCUAUACAAGGGCUGUGCUGUUACACCACCGAGUUGAAAGGGAAGGACGUGGGAAGACUGGUGGCUGGCAUGGCUUGUAACUAGAUGAGGAAUGUUAACAGAAUACCAACCACCAAAUUCCAGACAGAACCAAAAAUGUCAGAAGACUUUCACCCCGGCAUUCUGUAGUCUGAGAAGCUGAAGUGCCAGGAACCUCGGCUUACUAAUUAGAAGCCUAAUUUAUUUCUAUUCCACCAAGACCUUCACUCUAUGGGGAGCAUGUUAGGACUCAAAGGGGAUGUACAUUUCUACUACAGAUACCAGGUGACACUGGGAUUUAGUCAUUUAACAUGUAUGAAGCAACAAAAACACCUAGCAGAGUACAUUCAUAGUCUUCUGGAAUAUCUAACAAAGGAGCCAGGGGCAGCUACAGGGUGCUUUCCAGUUGGCUCAGCUUGUGAAGGCAUAUGGAUGGGGCCAAGGAUGUGGUUCCCAUCUGCACAAGCUCAGUGUAGUCCACGCUGGGCCGUGGCAGGUCCUCUUACCUCCACCCGUACACAUCAAUGGAAAAUAUAUCUAAAAAGCACACUCUCAGGGCGCCUGGGUGGCUUGUCCAACUUCGACUCAGGUCACGAUCUCACAGUUUGUGAGUUCGAGCCCCACAUCAGGCUCUCUGCUGUCAGCACAGAGCCCACUUUGGAUCCUUCCUUCCUUGGAAGGAAGUUCUGUCCCCCUAUCUCUCUGCCCCUCCCUCCCUUGCACAUGCUCGCUCUCUGUCUCUCUGUC